CAUUUCAAGCUCAUCACACUUCUUUGUGGCUUUCACUUUAGACCUAUUCAUUGGUUUGAUCUCUUUACUUUCAUAACCAAAUGAUGUCUUUCGUCGCAAACUUGCUAAUCAAGAGUUUGGACCAUGCUUCCGCGGUGUAUGUUGAAGAUUUGGUGGAUAGUUCUCAAGCGGCAUAUGGUGAGAAUGGUGGUGAUGACGACGAUAGUGGCUACGAUUAUGCUCCUGCUGCGUGAUUUAUCUCCUACUAGUAUAUAAAUGUAACUUAGGAGGAAAAAGAGGGAGAGAGAUGACAAUGAAAUUUAGAUAUUUAGCUAGACCAUGCAUGUACUAGAUAGUGUGAACAAACAUGAUUCUCUUAACCACACUCACUGUUUUUGUCUAUUAAUUUUUGAAGUUAAAUUAAUUAAAUAACAUUGUAAGUUUCUUCAACUUUUAUUUUGUA
Capsella rubella is the source of this 442-nucleotide messenger RNA. RefSeq lists its product as uncharacterized. The transcript has a single exon. The record is from RefSeq and is a predicted model, not a curated record. Lineage: Eukaryota; Viridiplantae; Streptophyta; Magnoliopsida; Brassicales; Brassicaceae. The coding region runs from base 81 to 233 and encodes 50 amino acids.